AUGGCUUCGAAGCGUAAGGCAUCUGCCAUGGCGGCCUCUGUGCCAGAGGAGCCCGUUGAUCCGGCCGACGAGCUCAUGUUUCUUUGCUUGGGCGGCGGGAACGAGGUUGGCCGGUCUUGUCACGUCAUCCAGUAUAAGGGGAAGACAGUCAUGCUCGAUGCAGGCCAGCACCCAGCUUACGAUGGGCUUGCAGGCCUGCCGUUUUUUGACGAUUUCGACCUCAGCACGGUGGACGUGCUCCUCAUCAGCCAUUUUCACAUCGACCAUGCCGCGUCAUUACCAUAUGUACUGGCCAAGACCAACUUCCGCGGGCGUGUGUUCAUGACCCAUCCCACCAAGGCCAUCUACAAAUGGCUCAUCCAGGACAGCGUUCGUGUCGGCAACACGUCGUCCAAUCCGACGACGCAGUUAGUCUACACCGAGCAGGACCACCUGAACACAUUUCCCAUGAUCGAAGCGAUCGACUAUCACACCACACACACGAUCUCAUCCAUCCGGAUCACGCCCUACCCGGCCGGGCACGUUCUCGGCGCUGCCAUGUUCCUGAUUGAGAUUGCUGGCCUCAACAUCCUGUUUACCGGCGAUUACUCGCGGGAACAAGACCGACAUCUGGUGUCCGCCGAGGUCCCUCGGGGCGUCAAGGUCGACGUCCUCAUCACAGAAUCGACGUAUGGCAUCGCGUCACACGUGCCACGGCUAGAAAGAGAACAGGCGUUGAUGAAGUCUAUCACUGGCGUGCUCAACCGUGGCGGCCGGGUCUUGAUGCCGGUCUUCGCCCUCGGUCGUGCGCAGGAGCUGCUUCUCAUUCUCGACGAAUAUUGGGGCAAACACCGGGACUACCAAAAAUUUCCUAUCUACUACGCCAGCAACCUCGCCCGCAAGUGUAUGCUGGUGUACCAGACGUAUGUCGGCGCCAUGAACGAUAACAUCAAGCGACUCUUCCGCGAACGCAUGGCCGAGGCGGAAGCCGCGGGCGAUGGGGCCGGCAAAGGUGGGCCGUGGGAUUUCAAGUUCAUCCGCUCGCUCAAGAGUAUCGACCGGUUCGAGGACAUCGGCGGGUGUGUCAUGUUGGCCAGUCCGGGUAUGUUGCAGAACGGCGUAAGCAGGGAGCUGCUUGAGCGAUGGGCGCCAAGCGAGAAGAACGGCGUCAUCAUCACGGGUUACAGUGUCGAGGGCACUAUGGCCAAGCAGAUCAUGCAGGAGCCGGAGCAGAUCCAGGCUGUCAUGACACGCAGCUCCGCGGGGGGCAGGAGAGCGCCAGGCGGAGAUGCUGAGAAAGUCAUGAUUCCGCGGCGGUGUACCGUUCAGGAGUACUCGUUUGCUGCGCAUGUCGACGGCACGGAGAAUAGGGAGUUUAUCGAGGAGGUUGCCGCUCCGGUUGUGAUUCUUGUACACGGCGAGGUGCACAAUAUGAUGCGCCUCAAGUCCAAGUUACUAUCGCUGAACGCCAACAAGACGAACAAAGUCAAGGUCUUCAGCCCCCGGAACUGCGAGGAGCUCCGCAUCCCGUUCAAGACGGACAAGACAGCCAAGGUUGUCGGCAAGCUGGCCUCGGUCCCGCAACCCAUAAACCAGCUCAAGGACGCCUCGAACGAACCCCAGCUCAUCACGGGUGUCCUCGUCCAGAACGACUUCAAGAUGUCCCUCAUGGCGCCUGAGGAUCUCCGCGAGUACGCUGGUCUGACUACCACGACCAUCGCUUGCAAGCAGCGGCUCAAACUCAGCGCUGCGGGUAUUGACUUGAUCAAAUGGGGUCUGGAAGGGACCUUCGGAACUGUCGAGGAGCUUCCCGAGGGCAAGCAAGUCCACAAGAACGGCACCAACGGCAAAGACAGCGAGGACGACGGCGACGGUGACGGCGACACCAAAAUGGAGGAUGAAAAGGCAGAAGAACCGGCCGACGAGGAGUUCCCUCAGGACCACGUUGUCGCUGCCUACCUAGUCAUGGGCUGCGUAACCGUCCGCUACCGCGUCAGCGGCGAAGUAGAGCUCGAGUGGGAGGGCAACAUGCUCAACGACGGCAUCGCCGACGCCGUCAUGGCCGUGCUUCUAGGCAUCGAAUCCAGCCCGGCCGCUGUGAAGCGUUCCUCUAGCAAACACACCCACAGCCAUUCCCAUGGAGGAGCAGAGGACAUGGACACUGACGGCAAGGCUGAUGCCGACGCCGAAACAUCCAUCAUCAGCCUCCCGCACCGCAACUUACACGCCUCGCUAUCCGCCUCCGAACGCCUAGAACGCCUCAUGAUGUUCCUUGAAGCCCAGUUUGGCGCGGACAACGUCUCGCCCAUCGCCGAACCCAAACUACCCGCGCUUCCCGCGCAACUGAAGUCUGCCGCCAACAACGAGGAGCCUAAAAAGGAAGAAGAAGAUGAGGAACCCGCCGCAUUCACCCUAGAAGCCCGCCAGCAAGCCGAGCUAGCCCGCCUGCACAAAGCGGGUAUCCCUGUGCCUGGCGUGCGGAUCCGCGUCGACAAGAUGGAGGCGAGCGUGUGGUUGGAGGAGUUGGAGGUGGAAUCGGGGAACCGGGUGUUUGCGGACCGUGUGCGGGCGGUUGUGGAACGGGCUGUGGAGGUUACGGCGCCCCUUUGGGGGUAG
Molecule: messenger RNA, 2595 nt
Organism: Dichotomopilus funicola
Lineage: Eukaryota; Fungi; Ascomycota; Sordariomycetes; Sordariales; Chaetomiaceae
Product: beta-lactamase-like protein
Exons: 4
Coding region: 1-2595 (864 amino acids)
Biological process (GO): mRNA 3'-end processing by stem-loop binding and cleavage
Cellular component (GO): mRNA cleavage and polyadenylation specificity factor complex
Molecular function (GO): RNA endonuclease activity; RNA binding; 5'-3' RNA exonuclease activity
Source: RefSeq, a predicted model, not a curated record